Geosmithia morbida is the source of this 1374-nucleotide messenger RNA. Its product is annotated as Eukaryotic cytochrome b561. Lineage: Eukaryota; Fungi; Ascomycota; Sordariomycetes; Hypocreales; Bionectriaceae. The transcript is spliced from 3 exons. The record is from RefSeq and is a predicted model, not a curated record. The coding region runs from base 1 to 1374 and encodes 457 amino acids.
AUGCGCGCCCACCGGAGCCACGCCUGGGCCGCCAUAGGUCUGGGGUCCGACGACAUGCCCGGCGCCCUGGUGCUGAUGAUGUACGACAACCACGACGAGACCAACGUCACCUUCUCGCCGCGCAUCGCCCACGGCCACCGCGAGCCCGAGUACUUCCCGGCCAUGGACUACGAGAUCUACUCGGGCACCGGCAUCUACAACGAGCACAUGGUCGUCGCCGGCCGCUGCCUGAGCAACUGCCUCAGCUGGCCGCUCGGCGAGGACGGCAGGCAGAGGGGGGCCAUAGACGUCUCGUCGCAGUCCCAGGGCGCCAUGUACGCCCUCGGCCCCCUCGCCGGCUUCAACAGCGACCACCCUCGCUCGAGCGUCCAGUACCACGUCCAGUACGGCUCCUUCAGCAUGAACAUGUCCGAUGCGAGGGGCGCCACCGCCCCGCUCAGCGUCGACCUCGCACGCCAGAGGGCCAAUGACGGCACGGAGCUCACGGCCAGGUUCAUACGCAAGGCCGACGUGCUGGCCACCGUACACGCCGUCUGCAUGGUCAUGGCCUUUGUCCUCGUCAUGCCUCUCGGUGCUGUCAUGCUCCGUCUGGGCCACGCCGUCCGCUGGCACGCCCUCACCCAGUCGUCGGCCAUGGUCGUUGUCAUUGUGGGAUUCGGCGUCGGCGUCGCCACCUCUCUCAGAUACCAGAGGUCGCGCGGCUUCGACUCCUACCACCAGAUCCUCGGCAUCAUCAUCACCAUCUUCGUCCUCGGCCAAUUCUGCCUGGGCUUCUACAAUCACCGCCUACCCCCGCCACGACGGCGGACCCUGAUCAGCAAGGCACACCCUUGGGUCGGCCGAUUCAUCAUCUUUUUCGGAAUAAUGAAUGGCUUCCUUGGUUUCACCUUUGGCAUGAACCGGCGCUACGCCAUCAUACUCGCCGCCCUCAUCAUAGCAAUGUGCGUCGCCAUCUUCCUCACAAUCGUCGGCAAGCGCUUCCUCACCCGCCGCCGAGAACGUCGCGGCGCCUCCCGCAACAGCGCCCCCCGCUCCAUGCGCGCCUCGCCCAGCGGCCGCCCGUUUGAGCGCCUGCCUACGUACCCUCCCCAUGGCCCGCCGCCCUCCUGGCCCGCACCCGUGCCCGCCCCGGGCUUCGCCGCCCCUCCGCCGGGCCAGCAUGCGUACUACUACCCACCACCACAGCCUCCCUCCCCUCUGGGAGACCAGCAGUCGCCGCAGCACCAGUUCCGCUACCAGUUCCAGCCCCAACAGGGCGUCGUCCUGCACCAGCAACCCGUCGUCCCCGGAACUGCGGGGGCCCCUCCUGCCCCGGAUCAGGCUUACCAGCCGCCGCCGAUGGCGAGCACACAGGCCCCUCGGGAGCUCAUAUGA